Pelagomonas calceolata is the source of this 824-nucleotide messenger RNA. Lineage: Eukaryota; Pelagophyceae; Pelagomonadales; Pelagomonadaceae. The record is from the annotation of a GenBank genome assembly.
AAACGCUGACUGCAAGCGAUUAAAGAGCGCCGCGUACGUGAGGUUAGUUGCGGCGUCUGGGAGGAAUUCACGUAGUGCAGGACGGCGCGAGACCGCAGUGAACAGCUCCGAAACUCUGACGCGCCGCCGCCGCUCACCAGCGACAGAGAGUGCUUCACUGCAGACUGCUGCAACCGAGCGGCGCGUCCGAGAGCUGACGUCCAAGAUUAGUUCCAAGACCGCUAAACGCAGUGCUUCAAAGACCGCUAAACGCUUAGCCCCGCGCAGGACCGCUCGCCCGACGCAAGCGCCGCGAGACAAGAUGGUCCGACGAACGGUCGCGCUGCUGGCGCUCGCCGCCUCGGCGACGGCCUUCACGACGUCGCGGUCGGCGCUGCCGGCGCCCGCCCGCGCGCCGGUCGCCGCCGCCGCGCCGGAGAUGAAAUUCCGCGUCUGCGACCUGACGGGCAAGCGGCGCAACGCGAAGGCCAUGACGGUGACCUUCUCGCACACGCGCAACCACAAAGUGCAGCAGGUGAACCUCCAGGACCGGCGCCUGUGGUGGCCCGAGGGCGACAAGUACGUCAAGAUGCGCCUCUCGACGCGCGCGCUCAAGACGAUCGCCAAGUACGGCCUCAACACGGCGGCGAAGAAGUACGACGUCGACCUCGAGCAGUUCGCGCGGUAGGUGAUCUCUCCUCCCUCGUGUAAAUUGUACCUAUCUUACGUACUAGUCACGAGAGUCACGUCACGGUAUCACAACAACAGUCGUCUGCGCGCCGGUGCCUCAAGCCGGUUUGCGACGACGGGGGCUCCAAUGCGCGAGGACGACCAAAGAGGAAGGA